Phalacrocorax carbo (great cormorant) is the source of this 728-nucleotide messenger RNA. NCBI's taxonomy places the organism in Eukaryota, Metazoa, Chordata, Aves, Suliformes, Phalacrocoracidae. The record is from RefSeq and is a predicted model, not a curated record.
AAGAGCGUUGCGCUUGGGGGAAGGAGGGUAGAGUUGUUGGUGAGUGAAUCACAGGCGGUAGAAUAUGGCCGGACAAAUAUCGGAAUCUGAUCAGAUCAAGCAGUUCAAGGAGUUUCUUGGAACAUACAAUAAACUUACAGAAAACUGCUUCCUGGAUUGCAUAAAGGAUUUCACUAGCAGAGAGGUUAAACCAGAAGAGAUGACUUGCUCAGACCACUGCCUACAGAAGUAUUUAAAAAUGACACAAAGGAUCUCCAUGAGAUUUCAGGAGUACCAUAUUCAGCAGAACGAAGCUCUGGCAGCUAAAGCAGGACUGCUUGGCCAACCUCGUUAGACAAGACCACUUUGUUCAGACUUUACAAGCAGUGCCAGUGUUCACUGGGCAAAAACACAUUUUGGAUUUUCUACUGUCGGGGUGUACGUCCAGCAACCCAGAAGAGAGUUGUAGAUGCUCUUCAGAUAGUGGAAACCGUGAAGGGUUAAACACGGAGUUAGUCAUGCUGGAUUGGCCACGGAGUCUGUUUCUGAGGCCCUUUUUACUCUACAAUGGAGUAAUAUUGAUACAAACUUUUCCAGGGCCUGCAGAUGGGUACGUUUAAAUUUCAAGGGGGGGGGGGGAGGGUUAUACUUCCUUUCUGCUAGGACUGGUUCAGAUGGAAAGAGUGUACUAUGGGAAAUGCAGGUUUUUUUUAAUUCAAGUAAAAAUAAAUGGGAACUAUACAUCUGUA